AUGGCUGAAGCAUCGGCUCUAUUAGUCACACUUGUGGGAAUUGUGGCAUCUGCCCCAAUCUCUGACAAACUGGGCAUUAUGAACAAGGAUACUAUUGUACAGGCUCACGUUUUAAUCAACAAAAUUCUAAAAGAUAUUCCUACAACUCAUGCAGCCUGGAUAAACAACAAGAGUCUGACUCUGGGCGACAGCACGACUAAACUGCAGCUGGAGUUCUUGAGGAAAUCUAUGAUACCCUCUGCCCCAGUUCUUCAGAACAUUUCCAGUAUCUCCAGCAUGGAAACCUGCCUUGCACACAUAGUGAAGGGACUGCAACUACAUCUGAAUCUCUUGAAUGAGAUCAGCAAAGAACUGGCCCAGACAGACCAAGUGAAUGAACUUAAAGCUGAAAUUCAAGAACUUUGUUCCCUAAUCAAAAAGUUGCAGAACCAGGCGGGAUUUGACCCAUCAAAGCAGGCAUCAGAUGAGCAGUCACAGACCCCAGAGCAUGAUCUGGCCAAGCAUCUGACAAAUAAAUACAUGACCCAGGUGGCGGCCCACCUCACCCUGCAACAGCUUCAGGACUUCAGCUGUGACGUCCUCCGCAGUAUCCUCAGUAUUCGCAGAAUGACCUCCAACAUGUCCAUGGCAGAGAACCCUAACACUGUGCAGCUCUGCAUAAAUACAGCAAGUCUAUAAGCAGCCUAGAGCAGUAAGCCCAAAGUAUACUUGAGUUUUGACACAGACGCAUAGCCUUUAAAAGUAUACUGUAUGCGGAUAGCAUGCAAAGUAUACUGAAACACAUGCAAACUGGAACGUUCCAUCUUUGUCCAGUGUCUGUGCUAUUUUUCUAAAGAAG
Molecule: messenger RNA, 838 nt
Organism: Sinocyclocheilus anshuiensis
Lineage: Eukaryota; Metazoa; Chordata; Actinopteri; Cypriniformes; Cyprinidae
Exons: 5
Coding region: 1-678 (225 amino acids)
Biological process (GO): positive regulation of myeloid cell differentiation
Molecular function (GO): cytokine activity
Source: RefSeq, a predicted model, not a curated record